CGCCCCACCUUCUCCUUUCGCUCGUCAGUCCGGCUCGAGCCUCCGUGGAUAGAGUGUUGUGUGUUGUGGAUCGCGCUUUCGUACGCGAGUGUACGGACUCCUCACUGAAAAAAAUCAAGCACUCGUAGCAUGUCUUGACGAGCAGGAGAGGCGCUUCGACAGGGUCUUCGGCAGAUAAGGAUUCUCCAAAAUGGCGGGCGGUCAGCAGCUUCCGGAACAAUAUACAGUACCACAGCUCGCGAGGAUCUUCCACAGCCUGCCACAUCUGAACGUCUCUCUGCAUUCGGUCAACAAUACAUUCAAUCCUAACUCUGAAAUCUAUUUGGAGAGUCUCGGGAUACUGGGAAGCAUACCUGCAGCCUGGUUGAUCCUAACAUUGUUGGUAUUGCUAGUUUAUUUGGUAACGAGAUGCUGCGACCGGAAGCCGCGCCCUAGAAGGUCGAUAACCCUGCUGAAGUGUUCACUAGCCGUCCUGGCAUUGCUCUGUAGUGGAGCAGUUGCUGUUGGUCUUUACGGCAACGAUGACGUGCACAACGGUUUAGUACAGCUAGUGGCAGCGGCUAAGAACGUCGAUGGGAUCCUCAUGGGUGUGAGAAAUCAGACUGACACUAUAGAAGCAACUUUAAAGAAAAAGAUGCAGCCGCAACUGACUGCCCUCGGGGACGAAUUUGACGCCCCAGUCAGCAAUAAGACGAUGUUGGGUCUGCUGUUGGUAGCGCUUAACGGCAUGAAGCAAAACACAAGCAUCGCUGUGAAUCGGAGUUUCGAAAUCCGAAAGCCUUUGAGCGGCAUUAGUCUCGCCAGCGCCAUCGAGAUGGCUGAAAAAAUCGAACAUUUGAGAUGGCCUAUCACUAUGGCGGUCUUGAGCGCUCUACUUGUCCUCUGUGUGGUUCUGGUGGUCGGUGUCGCACGACACUCCAGAUGCGUCCUUAUAACAUUUUCCGUGUUCGGCUUGUUCGCCGUGAUCGUCUCUUGGCUCAUGGCAUCCUUAUAUCUAGCCACUUCUGUAGCACUAGGUGAUCUUUGCGUGUCGCCCGACGGUUAUUUAAGCAGAGAGGUGCCGCCGACCUUAGCCUUCGAGGUGCUCUCGUACUACACGCACUGCGAGAACACCCGUAGCAAUCCGUUUACGCAGAGAUUGCGAGACGGGCAGCGUGCAGUAGGCAACAUGAGGCACAAUCUGAACACUGUGACUCGAUUAGCGAUAGAGCUGUUCAAAGACCAGCAACUCCAGCCGAAACUUAGCAGUUUGUCCACGGAUGUUAAUACCGUAGAUAAACUCGUGUCGGGCUUAGCCACGUUGCUCGAUUGUAAGCCUCUCCACAAGCAAUACGUUCACGCAGUUAAGAGCUUAUGUCACUUGGGACUAUAUGGAUUAACUUUUAUGCUACUAGCCAGUUUAGCCGCGGGUCUCUUUUUCACUAUAUUGGUGUGGGUGGAUUCUCAUACGUGGAUAUAUAUCCGAAAACGAAGAGAUUACCAUCAAGUCGACGAGCAAGAUCCUUACUUGCCACCGUCAGCGGCUUCGCAGGCGAUAGCAGCGCGGACCCUUCGAGGCCAAGGGUCGUACCCGCCUACAGCCCCUCCGCUUAAUUCGAAUGCUCUUGGCACUCAUAAUACGAUUAAGCAGCCUCUCUUGCUAACGCCGCCCCCACCGUCCUACGCUACUGCGACUGCUCGAGCACGUCAACUGCACGAGAGCAUGCUAAAAGGUGGGGGUGUUAAUGGGAGCGGAGGAGGCGGGGAUCAUAAAUCGUCUCAGCAUAAUCAGCAAUCAACGGGCGGACGGGCUGAGCACCGUUCUGGACUCGGAGAUCAACCUGGCCAGUACGCGACUUUGAGCAAACAGUGCAAAACUCUAGAAUCGAGUGAUUUCUACUGAGGGCACGCCCCCGCAGGGCCCGGUAGAGAACCACCUUGGACGCCCAGCGUGGCGUCCUUUACCGGUACCCUGUCUCACAAUUCGCAUGGACCCGCUCAUCUUGCUACUUUCCAAGACUCUCGAAAGACGCAAACAUUGGAUCCGAAGAAUCUGACGAAUCUGAAAAGAGGCCCAACUCCGGCGUGGAAUCAAAACCGACCGCUACCGCCAAACCCCACGAGUCAGCCGACGUGGGAGUUUGAGUCGCGCUCACAAACCAACAUGAAUCAGUUCCGAUCGUUAGUGAGAAACAAGGCGCCUAACAUUCGCAUUCAGGAUCAGAUGCAAGAUCAGGUCAGAACUUUGGACAGAAAUUUCUCGCGUAGUCAGUUCAACGGCACUGCGCAGAACAAUGCGACGGUGCCGAAUAUGUACGGUACGUAUAAUCGAGCGCAAGGGAGGCAGGAGAAGCCGACAGUGGCUACGUUGAGUCAGGUACAGGGUAGUGAUCCUAAUCUGUAUGCUGUAACGGAACUCUAAUCGCGGAAGCGGAAGGGGCUGAGGAGAGAGAGAGAGAGAGAGAGAGAGACCAUGUUAUCGCAGAACAGAUCGUCUCAGCCUCAGUCAUAAACGCCGUGAGGUACGUGAGUAUUCAGAGUAUGCAGAGCGUACCAAGUAUACCAGAGUAAGAACGUCAUGUUACCGAGAGUCGUCUUUCAAUAGAGCUAGAAUCGUGCGAUUCGGAGUUCCUAUAAAGAAACGGCAAACCGAUUUUGGGGAUCUGCGAUAAAAGUGAGAGAAAUUGGGGGCGAAACAGUUUUAAAGUACUGUGUACUACGAACUUGCGUAAGAAACACACUUUAUAUCCGAGAUUUUAUACUUGUAUAUCAUGUACAGUGAUUGUGGUAGGUCCUUCUGUGCGUUAUCCUCUAUCUCUUUGUUACCCGCGCUGUUGGGUUAGACGUGCGCAAAGUACAUUCAGCAAUAGACGGGAUACAUAUUUACAUAUGGCAGCGCCAUGUAUUUAUUGCUUGUUGAUCGGAGAGCUGCACGAACGAAUAAGCGCAAAAUCUCUCACAUGAAAGCUUCAUGUUCGGCAUCGAUCGUUUACAGAGAUACCACUUUGCUUAUUCAUUCUAAAAUUAGCCGUUAAUUUCGUAUCUGAUAUUUAACUCUAGGAGCUAGAUAUAUACAUAUAUAUAUAUAUAUAUAUAUAUACUACAAAUUAAAGAAAAAUACCAAAAUACACCAUGAAGAAAAUACCAAGUUACAGUUUUUAUAUACUUUUUACAUUUUAAUCUCUUCUCGAACGGUAUCCGCAAGGCGAAUCUAUAUACGUUGAAUUUUCUGUGAGAUAUUUUAUACACUUUAUAUGUGUAUGUGAACGUAUACAUCUAGUUGCCGCACGAAUGACUGGUAAUUUUUACGAAAUGUAUCGGCAGAUUGGCAGAACUUGAUUGAUUAUGGGAUAUGCUCGCGAUACUGCCAAUGUGCUCAUGCGAAUAUACUUUUUAAGUACAAAACAUGGUGGUAGCACAGGUGUGUGUAUGUGUGUGUUACAUAGGUUUUUCAGUUUUUAUAUGAAGAACGGGCGUUUAAGGUAUCGACGAAACGAUUAAGAAUAUUGGAAACAUACCAUUCCACAAGCGGUACUAGUUAAAAAGUACGACGUACUCUUUUUAGAGGAAGCGGAAAAAUGAAUCUAUCGCAAAAGUUGAAUCUUAUUAUACUUUGUAAGGGCCGAGAGAAUGAAUUUUCUGCGGAAUGCAGUCUUCCUGAAACAUUCUAUAUAUAGCACUAGAAAUAUACUGGGUAUCCGGCAAUUAUUCGGUACUGGUAAAAUUGGGUUUUACGUCUUGCUGUCGAUCGCUGAAAAACCAAUGAUGGAUCCGCGCAUAAACGCGCUAGGACAAUGACAAGGCAAGUUGGCAUUUGCUUGCCAACAAAAUAUGGCAUUUUCUAAAAUUUUUAAUCUUAGUUUCCAAUAAUCAUCUGUGAAAUGCUAAAAUCGUUACAUUUUAAUCGUGACCAUUAUUUAAUAAUGGGAGGAUUGUUAUACGUUUAGCACAAUUAAGUUCCAGUAUCGAGGAGCGAAUCUAUGCCUGAAUAAUAGUCGAUCGGACGAGUGUUGUUUACUUACACAAGUAUUCAACGUUCGGUUGACGAGUUGUCUUCGACUCCACGGAUGUCCGAUUUCUCCAGUAUCCAGUAUGUCUCUAAUUGAUGUUAUCUCAAGAUUUGUAAGAGUUGAGAGAUAGAUCUUCGGCAAAAUUGCAAAUGACUCUUUAUACUCGCAUCCGCAUAUAAUUCAGUAAGUCUGUAUAUAAACAAUAAAUCUUAAGAUUAUCGAGCAAACGUGAAGUGUGAUAAAUCGAAUCUAGAUGUUAUACGAACUUUGUCAAGGAGCACUUUGUUAUUUCGGUUGACGGUUGGACGACGACGAAGACGACUUCGAGGGUGGAAUUCCGAAAUGUGGAACGACAAAUCGUGCCAUUUUCCAAGAACAUUUGCAUUUAUCGCAAUUACUUUCCAGAGGUUUCUUAGGAUUUGUGUCAUGUAAAACGAUUAUAUAAUCGCAAUAUCUCAAAUAUUACGAGAAGCGUGAAUAUAGAAAAA
Molecule: messenger RNA, 4477 nt
Organism: Harpegnathos saltator (Jerdon's jumping ant)
Lineage: Eukaryota; Metazoa; Arthropoda; Insecta; Hymenoptera; Formicidae
Gene: tty
Product: tweety
Exons: 9
Coding region: 191-1882 (563 amino acids)
Cellular component (GO): plasma membrane
Molecular function (GO): intracellularly calcium-gated chloride channel activity; volume-sensitive chloride channel activity
Source: RefSeq, a predicted model, not a curated record